This is a messenger RNA of Owenia fusiformis, 3917 nucleotides long. The record is from the annotation of a GenBank genome assembly. NCBI's taxonomy places the organism in Eukaryota, Metazoa, Annelida, Polychaeta, Sabellida, Oweniidae.
GGUUAGAGGAGAGCUUACGAUUGGAUGAUCUUCUUCAGUCUUUAUGAUUUACAAGAGCACCGGGGAUAUAAAGUUACUUGUGACAAUAAAUCAUGAUCACUUCGGGAGGUGAACACUGAACGAAUACCUGAAACGGGCCUAAAACACCAUAUCACAUUUAAUACGUAUUAGAGUGACGAACGCACACUAUAUAUUUCGCCAGUGUUGGAAUGAAGAAACAAUUGGAACAAAAAUAGGGUAACUUGUACUAAACGUUUGGCAUUUUGAAGCAUGCUCGAUGUUACAACAUUAAAAGUACUGACGCGCAGCAUACAUUCUUUAUAGUUUGACAAAUCUGAUUCUAGACAUCAACCGACAGGAACGCAAUACGAGUCACCAUGCACUCAUCCGUGGCGCAUCCACAAAUACAAAAGAAAUAUAUACGUGUGAGGAAUGUUCAGGAUGCCAGUCUCGGAUUCAACGAUACCUUACAUAAAAAGGCGGCUAAGCCUACGUUAUGCACCCGGGAGCGUUGCAUGGGUUCUACUAUGAUGACCGUGAAGCAAUCGGGGACGCCUCGGGCAAAAGAAGAUGUGCUUACACAGGCUAAAGAUUUCCUCGAGCAGUUUUACAUCUCUAUGAAACGAUCUGGUACCCCAGCACACCAGAAACGUCUAGAUGAAGUUGUGGAGUCCAUUGAGAAAAGAGGAACUUAUGACCUUACUUCCAGUGAACUUACUUUUGGUGCUAAAACCGCAUGGAGAAAUGCACCUAGAUGUAUUGGUAGAAUACAAUGGUCAAAAUUACAAGUGUUUGACGCCAGACACAUAAACACUGCAAGAGGAAUGUUUGAGGCAAUCUGCAACCACAUCAAGUAUGGCACCAAUAAGGGUAAUAUUCGCUCGGCAAUCACCAUCUUCCCACAAAGGACAGACGGAAAACAUGAUUUCAAAGUUUGGAAUCCCCAGUUUAUUCAAUAUGCUGGUUAUAAACAACCCAAUGGGGGUGUUAUUGGAGACUCAGCAAAUGUGGCAAUCACAGAGGUGUGUAUUAAGCUUGGUUGGAAGCCAGGAAAUGGGAUGUUUGAUGUGCUUCCCCUUGUUCUUUCUGCAAACGGCCAAGAUCCUGAAAUGUUCGACAUUCCAAAGGAUCUUGUUUUUGAGGUUCAAUUUGAACACCCAAGAUUCGAUUGGUUUGAGAGCUUAGGGCUGAAAUGGUUUGCCUUGCCUGCAGUGUCGAAUAUGUUGUUUGAUUGUGGCGGUCUCGAAUUUCCAGCAGCUCCCUUCAAUGGAUGGUACAUGGGAACUGAAAUUGGUGCUAGGGAUUUAGCCGAUCCAGCCCGGUACAAUAUCCUCGAGCGAGUUGCUGUACUGAUGGGUCUGGACACCAAAAAAUCGUCCUCUCUAUGGAAAGACAGUGCUCUCGUGGAGGUCAAUAUAGCUGUGUUACACAGUUUUCAGAAAAGUAACACAACAAUAACAGACCACCAUGCAGCCUCGGACUCAUUUAUGAAACACAUGGAAAAUGAGGUCAAGGCAAGAGGAGGGUGCCCCUCUGAUUGGGUAUGGGUGGUGCCACCUAUGAGCAGUAGUAUGACACCUGUCUUCCACCAGGAAAUGGUCAACUACAAUUUGAAACCAAGUUAUGAAUAUCAGGAGUUAGCCUGGAAGACGCAUGAGUGGAAGAAGGAUAAAGAAAGGGGAAAAGCAGUCGGUGCAAGAAAGAAGAGAAAAAUUGGAUUUAAAGAGUUAGCGAGGGCUGUCAAGUUCAGUUCUAAAUUGAUGGGGAAAGCCUUGGCCAGAAGGAUUAGUUGUACGAUCCUUUAUGCCACGGAGACUGGGAAAUCUGAAAGCUAUGCUAAGACACUUUGUGAUAUAUUUAUGCAUGCAUUUGAUGCAAAGGUGUUAUCCAUGGAUGAUUAUGACACAGCGGAGCUUGAACAUGAAGCGCUUGUACUUGUCAUUACCAGUACAUUUGGAAACGGAGACCCACCAGAGAAUGGAGAGGCGUUCGGAAAAGCAUUGUAUCACCUGAAGGAACCAGAUAAUAAAAGCGGAAGCGCGUCAACUAUUAUGCGACUUGGAUCAGAUUCAAAGGAGACCAGGCCAGAAUCACUCACAAAUGGUAGUGAUUUAUUGGACAGAGACAUCGGUCCGAUGGGAAACUUAAGAUUUUCAGUAUUUGGUCUUGGGUCGAGGGCUUACCCUCAUUUCUGUGCUUUCGCCCAUUACGUCGACAACAUUCUCUACGAUCUCGGGGGUGAACGCAUUCACACGUUGGUCGAAGGGGAUGAGCUUUGUGGACAGGAGGAGUCGUUCAAAAUAUGGGCACAUGCAGUAUUCAAGUCUGCUUGUGAAACGUUCUGUGUGGGUGAUGACGUCAAUAUUUCUGCCGUUACUGGUGCUUUGGCGGAUAAUGAUACAUCCUGGAAAGAAGGAAAAUAUAGACUCACUCCAACAGCAGCGGGCAAGCCAUUGUCUCUUGAUAAAGGUUUAUCAAAGCUGCAUAAGAAAAGUGUAUUUCCAUGUAAACUGGUAUCUUGUGAAAAUCUUCAAUCGAAGGACUCCGGCCGACGCACGUUAUUGGUCAAGAUGAAUACACAAGUUGCAGGCUCUGACGAAUUGGGUUAUCAACCAGGAGAUCACGUGGGGAUAUUUGCGGCCAAUAGGGACGAAUAUGUAAAUUUUAUCAUAACGAGGCUACAGAAUGCGCCACCUCCCGACGAAUUGAUACAAUUAGAAAUUCGCAAGAGCAGCGGUAACACAAAUAAAUGGGCUGCAAUCGACCGUUUUCCUCCCAUGACACUGCGCACCGCAUUGACGAACUACUUAGAUAUAACAACGCCGCCAACACCUGUGUUGCUUCAGCAUUUCGCUACCCAGACAAGUGAUGCCAAAGACAAACUUGCCCUUGAAAAACUAGCUACGGACACUGCAUCAUAUGAAAACUGGAAAUCCUGGAAACUUCCGAAUUUGGUUGAAGUUCUGAAGGAAUUUCCCUCGGUAAAAGUCAACCCGACUCUCCUACUUGCCCAGCUUCCGCUCUUGCAACAACGCUUCUAUAGUAUAAGCUCUUCUACUCUGGCACACCCUGACGAGGUCCACAUAACAGUUAUAGUUGUAGAGUAUCGCGCACAAGGUGGAAAGGGCCCCCUUCACCAAGGGGUGUGUUCCGCCUGGUUCGAAAAGCUAAAGGAGGGGGACAGCAUACCAUGCUACAUUAGAACAGCUCCCAACUUCCACAUUCCAGAAAACGCCAGUUUACCCAUUGUUAUGGUCGGCCCGGGAACUGGUAUCGCGCCUUUCAGAAGUUUUUGGCAACAACGUAAAAUAGAAGUAGAAAUGGGAGAAUUGAACAAGCAAGGGAAAUUUGGAUUCGGGGAGAUAGACUUGUACUUUGGAUGUCGCAAUUCAAAGAUGGACGAUAUAUACCGUCACGAAACGAUGCCCCUUCAAGCUGACGGAUAUCUGUCUCACGUCUACACUGCAUUCUCGAGAGAACCUGGCCAGUCGAAGGAAUAUGUUCAAACAGUUUUGUCUAAAAACUCAAAAAACGUAUACCGACAAAUAGUUGUGGAACAUGGACAUUUUUACGUAUGUGGUGACGUUUCAAUGGCGUCGGAGGUCUCUAAUGCUCUGAGGCACAUAAUUAAGACUGAGGGGAAGAUGACCUCUGAUGAAGCACAACAGUUCAUACUUACAAUGAGGGAGAACAACAGAUUCCACGAGGACAUAUUCGGAGUGUCGCUGAAGGUACAAUCCGAUCGUAAACUGCAACUUCAAGAAUCAUUUGAUUUUUCUGCACAAAUUCCUGAGCGAUGAACAACACUGAUACUAAUCCAGUGAAAUAGAACCAUAUCGAUGAUUCAAAAGACGACUUGUAUUUUAUAUUCAAGAUUCAUUGUGCUCGAAGCCAAACAUUUGGCUUCCCCACAUAUC